GCCUUCCGCCCAAGAGAAAGAACAUCCGGUUGGUCGCCGCCGUGCUCCGCCUGGCGCCGUGCCUGGGCAGCCUCACGCUGUACGACUACGACGAGGCCUGGGGCGAGGACGUGUGGACCGUGUGGGCCGUCCCCGCCGCCACCACCGCCUGCGCCGUCACCAAACUCUGCAUCCACUUCCGGGCGUCCGACGCCGUCCUCGUCACUAUGAUCCUCGCCAGGCAAGCUUCGCUGGGGCGGUUAAAAGAAGUCGAGCUGUACGUUCACAGUCCGUUGUAUAGACGUCCGGAGCGACUGUGCGCGUUACUGGACCAAUUGCUGUUCACUCCUGGACUGGAGGCGAUGGACGUAGCCGGCAACCCGUACGACGGCCUGAACGUGCCGCUGCCGGCGCCUCCUCUCCUGACGAAAGGCAGUGCCUCCAUGUCCAUGUCCAUGCCGGCGUCACUUCGUCGGGUGCGAUUCGAUUACUACAACAGCAUCCUGGACUCCCACCUGCACCUCAUCCUGCAGUGGCAUGCGGCCACACUGGAGGACGUGUGCAUCAUGGGGGACACUCCGCGCGCGGCGACCCUGCUGUCCGCGCUGCCCGCGCUGCACACGCUCAAGUGCCCGCUGCUGAAGGGCAUGCUGGCGCUGCUGCAGUGCCCCAGCCUCAAGAAGCUGGCCCUCAUCCUGGACCUCAACGCGUGGACGCGGCCGCUGAUGUCCGAGGCGGAGGAGCUGGUGCGCAGGGCGGCGACGCGCCUGGAGGAGCUGACGCUGGACUACAACCAGGAGAAGAACCCGGCCGCCGAGGCCGUGAACCUGGUGCUUUGCCUGGGCGCGGACGAGGCGCCCACGUCGCUGCGCAGCCUCGCCUUCGUCCUGGCCGACAGCGACGUGCCCCCGCCGGUGCUGCCGCCACUGGCCGCCGUCCUGCACCGCCUGCCGCUCCUCACCAGCCUGGACGUCAACUGCAAGCCCCCGGACGCCUUCCUGCGCGCGCUGGACGGCAAGGUGGUGCCGGCGCUCACCAAGCUCGAGGUCUGGCUCAAGGACGACGAGGACGAGUGGCUGGACAGCGAGCCGGUCCAGACGGUCUACGAGAGGUACCCGGAGCUGGAAUUUUGGUUCUGA
Thrips palmi is the source of this 1118-nucleotide messenger RNA. RefSeq lists its product as uncharacterized. The transcript is spliced from 4 exons. Lineage: Eukaryota; Metazoa; Arthropoda; Insecta; Thysanoptera; Thripidae. The record is from RefSeq and is a predicted model, not a curated record. The coding region runs from base 207 to 1118 and encodes 303 amino acids.